Molecule: messenger RNA, 465 nt
Organism: Kazachstania africana CBS 2517
Lineage: Eukaryota; Fungi; Ascomycota; Saccharomycetes; Saccharomycetales; Saccharomycetaceae
Gene: IST3
Product: U2 snRNP complex subunit IST3
Exons: 1
Coding region: 1-465 (154 amino acids)
Biological process (GO): mRNA splicing, via spliceosome
Cellular component (GO): catalytic step 2 spliceosome; precatalytic spliceosome; U2 snRNP
Molecular function (GO): RNA binding
Source: RefSeq, a predicted model, not a curated record
AUGAAUCAAAUAAGAUCUAUAAAGAAGAUCAGUGAAAAUGAAUUGCAUAAUGGAAUACUUUCCAGUGAUUUGUCCUGGCACAAUGAUUAUAAAGACCAGGCGUACGUAUUCAUCGGUGGAUUAAAUAAGGAUUUGACUGAAGGUGAUAUUUUAACUAUCUUUUCGCAGUAUGGUGUACCUGUUGAUAUAUAUCUUGCUCGAGAUAAGUAUAGUGGAGAAUCCAAAGGUUUUGCAUUUUUAAAGUAUGAGGAUCAGAGGUCAACUGUUCUUGCAAUUGAUAAUUUGAAUGGAUCAAAAAUUGCUGGUCGGAUUAUUCAGGUGGACCAUGCUUUUUACGAGCCAAGGGAUGAUAGUAAAGAAUAUACUGAUGCUGUUAGGAAAGAGUUGGAAAAGGACCGUGUCGAGAACGACAAAGAGCUUCCAAAGGCCGUUAUACGUGAUAGUGUUGAUGUUUUCAGUGAUUAA